AUGCGCUUCCCAGUUGGUGGCCUGAGUAGGCCCAUUUUCACCAGUUCACCUUUGGGACGACCAAAUAUCGCCUCUGUUCCAGCGUAUCCGGAUAGGCUAUUUCUGAGGACCUCAUGCACACAUUCUCACCAAUGCGUUGUGGGCAAUCACAUUCAAGCCAAUCGUUCUUUGGAUCGCUGUUUCUCUUCCGCCGGCGUCUAUUUUCACGUGCGUUCGGCAUACAGCGGGUUCUACGCGACGUCGACGUAUCUGCCUGCUGAGAGUAUUCGCCGCGGCACUGGGCGUCACUUCUCGUCGUUUUCUGGGAGCUCUCUGAAGGCUGGCAUGAUUUUCCUACACGGAGACAAAUAUUGUGAAGUUAUCUCGAACCGUCAAGUUAAGCAAGGCCGCGGUUCUGCCUCCAUACAGGUUGAGUAUGUUGAGCUGAGCAGCAAGAAACAGAUGACGCUAAAUUUGCCCAUCGGCGCCAAGGUAGACAAGAUAGAUGUCGAUCGUCAGAGCGCCCUGGUGCAAUACUUGGACGAGGACACCCGUGAGAUUGUGGUUUCUGACCAGAACUACGAGGACACCCGUAUCCCCGCCGGCCUGGUGGGCGACGGCGCCAAGUUGUUGGAGCCCGGGGACGAGCUGCAGGUGUUUUACCACGACCGAACAAUCGUGAAGGUGGGACUUCCUAACAACGUGCAAUCUAAGCUGAAGUGA
Messenger RNA from Babesia ovata, 702 nucleotides. Its product is annotated as elongation factor. Gene Ontology annotation, cellular component: cytoplasm. Gene Ontology annotation, molecular function: translation elongation factor activity. The coding region runs from base 1 to 702 and encodes 233 amino acids. Gene Ontology annotation, biological process: translational elongation. The transcript is spliced from 2 exons. The record is from RefSeq and is a predicted model, not a curated record. NCBI's taxonomy places the organism in Eukaryota, Apicomplexa, Aconoidasida, Piroplasmida, Babesiidae.